AUGUCGGGCCUCUUGAACAAACACCUAGUCGCCAAGGCCUUCGCCGUUGUCACUGUCGGCGGAAUUGGCACAUACACGGUUUCUUCUAUCUUCGGCCAGCAAGCUCUCGCCGAGUCGCCAACGCCGCAGAUGGUCUUUGGCAAAGGGCCGGCUUUCAAGUACCUCCAACUUCAGAGCUCCGAGACUGUCAACCAUAACACCAAGCGGCUUUGCUUCGAGCUUCCGGGCGGAGAGAAUGCGCAAAGUGGUCUCAACCUUACCUCUGCUCUUCUGACCUUCUGCAAACCGGACGGUAGCUGGCUACCUGUUCUGCGACCUUACACCCCGAUUAGUAGGCUGGACAAGCCUGGUUUUAUUGAACUCCUCGUCAAAAAGUAUCCCAACGGCAAAGCAAGCACACACCUUCACAACCUGAAACCUGGGGACAGUCUGUUAUUCAUGGCUAGUAUCCCUGGUUUUAGCUGGACGCCGAACAAAUUCUCCCAUGUCUAUCUCAUUGCAGGCGGCGCAGGCAUCACGCCCAUUUACCAGCUCGCGCAGGGAAUCCUGGACAAUCCGGAAGAUAAAACAAAGGUCACCGUGGUCUUUGGGGUAAACACCAAGGAAGACCUUCUCCUGCGCUCCGAGUUUGAUGCAUACAAACAGCAGUACCCGGACCGGUUUGAUAUCCAUUAUACAGUCAGCCGGCCGAAGCAAGGAUUCUCGCCAGAGCAAGGCAUACGCACAGGAUAUAUAACAAAGGAACUCCUCGCAGAGCUCAUGCAAGGGCCAAGUGAAAAAGAUACAAAGGUAUUUGUUUGUGGACCGCCCGCCAUGGAAAAGGCUUUGCUGGGUUCUGGUUCGUUUGGAAAGGGCGGGAAUGGUAUUCUAGAGCAACUGGGAUACUCGAAAGAUAAGAUCCAUCAAUUUUAG
Molecule: messenger RNA, 912 nt
Organism: Aspergillus lentulus
Lineage: Eukaryota; Fungi; Ascomycota; Eurotiomycetes; Eurotiales; Aspergillaceae
Product: cytochrome b5 reductase family protein
Biological process (GO): ergosterol biosynthetic process
Molecular function (GO): cytochrome-b5 reductase activity, acting on NAD(P)H
Source: RefSeq, a predicted model, not a curated record